GUUUUACUUUAUUCUGUGCCCCGACAAUCAUGUCGAUUCAUCGCCGCUCCCAAAUAAUAUUCAGAAUCGACGAGGCGUACUUGAUAUCGGCCUGGGUUGCAUCAUUUCUUUGGGGUUGCUUCACUGUCCUUGCUGCCUAUGCAUUCUAUACAAUCAUCUCAAUCCGCAAAUCACGCCCACCGAACAAAGUCGUAACUUCCGCAAUCGUCGUCUUAUAUUGUCUGGCUACUGCACAUGCAGCGCUCAGCAUCCGUAGACUGAUAGAUGCUUUCAUUGUGCAUGCUGACGACGUCGGAUCACAGCGUUAUCUUGCGGACAUUGGGGCUGGAAUCAACAAGGCAAAGGACCUCAUAUACAUUACGAGCACUUGUAUCGGGGAUAUGGUUAUUGUCUGGCGAUGCUUUAUUGUGUGGAACAAGAACAUCCCUGCUAUCAUACUUCCCGUUCUCUUAGUCUUCGGCACGGCGCUAUCAGGAUACGGCGCCAUAGGGCAUUAUUUUGUCCUGGAAACAGCCAACAUUAAGGAAGUCACCCGUUGGGGAACUACAAUGUUCAUUACUUCUCUAUGCACGAAUAUCAUCGUGACCCUCCUGACUGCGUUUAGAAUCUGGUGGAUAGCACGCUCGACGACCUCCAAAGCUAUCAAGAGAUACCAAACUCUCCUUUUGGUGAUCAUUGAGUCCGGUGCCCUCGUUACUAUCACAAAAGCGUUCGAGUUUGGUCUAUACAAACACGCGCCGGGCGAUGGCUUAAAUGGUCUCAACGCGAUGUACAUUCCUUUUGACUGUAUGCCGCAGAUAACGGGUAUCGUCCCAACAUUGAUCGUCAUCGCUGUUAAUAAAAAUAUGACGGCUAAUCUUACCGUCUCAACCUACCCCUCGGAUUGCCGUCGUGGAGCGCUUCGGCGCGGAGACGUAGAAGCCGUUACUGUAGGAAAGAUACAAUUCGCGCAGAACUCAUCUCAAGAUCCGGACGAGACAGAGUUCUCCGAAGAGGUACCAUCAGAAGACGUUGUUCCCAUUCCCCUUCAGGACGACAAGCCUGAGGUAGUCGUGUCCAUGGAUCAACCAGGGGUCUAUCACGUCCAACCAGUGCCCUGAAGAGAUUUACUUUUCCCUAUACAUUCAAUGUGUUGUAUUGGGUAGAUAGGUAGAAUUAUACCCUGCAGUCCAUCCAGGGUUGCGCUAAUGUCUGAAGUACUAUUAUACAAUUCAAAUGCCG
This is a messenger RNA of Guyanagaster necrorhizus, 1221 nucleotides long. RefSeq lists its product as uncharacterized. The coding region runs from base 30 to 1100 and encodes 356 amino acids. The transcript has 7 exons. Lineage: Eukaryota; Fungi; Basidiomycota; Agaricomycetes; Agaricales; Physalacriaceae. The record is from RefSeq and is a predicted model, not a curated record.